AAAUUUUAAGUUUGUUUACGAGUCGGUUUAAAUUCACGCGUGUGUUUUUUAAUUUUGUUUGAUAAUAAUAAUAAUAAAAAUUAAAUACGGUUUUUUUUAAAAAAAAAAAAAGUUUUUUUUACGUACUUGGAGUGAAGAGUGCCAUGCGACAGAUUCAAGAGUGUUUGGUGUUUACUUGUGGAAAAAAAAAGUGUGUGUGAGUUUUAGUGCUCGCAAUAUAACAGCAACUGAGUUUUUAUCCCUAAGACGGUUGGAUUUAAUUAUUUUGGAGGCAUUCUGAGGAUCCACUAGAUAUAUAUUAAGAUCCUCAAGUGUAAUUGGAAAUAGUGGGCAGGUAUCCGAAGUUCGACAGUUUUCUACGACAUCCGGUGAACACAUAGUCUGCUUUAUACAUAACGAUUGAGGAAAUGAAUCGUUACACACAAAGGAAGAAGGCGUAAUUCGGCAAAGUUUCAGAUUUACAAGACAUGUGUCCGAAAUCGAUCAAUGUAGAACAUUUGUACCAGAAUUGAAGCAGUUGUUAACCUGUGAACCAGUACCAGCGUCUCACUCGGAAGAUUAAUAUCAAGAGCGGUGCUCGAAAAAGUGUAAUCAUUUACAUCGAAGGGAAUCUGACAACAGCUUUAUUAAAAGUCCUCAGCUUAAUCUGUUGUGUGCUCAUCGCUGUUGAAACAUUGAAUUUAAUCUACUCGAGCAAUGGAACGGAUUUCACAAUUGGAAGCUUUAAUUAAAAAGUAUUUAUCGAGAAUCAGAAUUUCUGGAUGAUAAAAUAUUACCCAGCGUAAACUGAAGAUUGUUGAUUGAUACCAAAAGAACAAGUUGCUCAAAACAAACUCGAGAAAUGCUAUCAAAUGAACUAAUAAGGAAGUUUGCUCGAAAAGACCUUUGCGAAUAUUAAGUUUGUUUGUAUUCAAUCUUAAAUUCCACUCAAGCACACUCAAGAAGUCAUAGAAGCUGAAAGAGAUAUAAGUGAUUACUAAAUUUCUCUUCAACUUUCCAAAUAAAACCCAAGUUUUUAAAUAUUUUUAAAUCAACAUCCGAACAAUAAUACUAUUAUUAUAAUUAUCAGCGAUCAAUCGUUGCACAAAAAGCUAACUUUUUGUUUGCAAUAAACUGUGCUGGCGCAUUGUUGGGUAAAAAAGAGCAACUGAAAGCAGAGGAUGUAAAGUGUAGUCCGCAGAAGAAACAAGUAUAAAGUUUAAAGCCAAAGCGUUACUGUUUUGGCAAGUAACUUUCUUAGCGUUGUAAAGACAAUUUUACUGCAAUAUUUCCAAGCUGAAUUUAUCAAUUGACGCAAAAAAAAUAAUAAUCUCCCAUUAAGUGUCCUUAAUUUAGUCAGUCUCAAUUAUAGAUAAAUAAAUAAAAUUGUAAUGAAAAAUUUCCAAGGGUAGAAAACUAAAAUGAAGCCGUCAAGGAGAAUGAUUACGCAAUUGUCGGUAUUGUUCCUCCUAAGCACAAAGCUUACAUUCGUAUCAAGCGAGGGUGGCUUCAACAGUCAUGUAUAUAACUUAGACCUAUCCCCGCUGGACAAGAACAUCGCGGCAAUCUUCAACAAAGGUACAAAUAACUUGAUAACAACACAACGAAGCUUACCAGCAUAUGACGGGCAGGUAUCCGACAGCUCCCGACUAUCAACAGCCCCAUCUCCACUGACGACCACAGGGAAUCCUUUAUUAUCGUCAUUUAGAUACCCAGUGCCCCGAGUAACCAUCGCCCCCGCUUUCCGCGAAUUACCAUCUUACGCGCCGCCCUCUCGAGCGCCUUUCACCCCACCUUUACCUCCGGAGUACCUAAACCCGUUCGCAGAUAAGCCAACUCUUCGGGGAACAAACUCAGAGUCUCACUCAGGCGUGAGAAGGCCAAUUCCUCCGCCAAGUUUGACUCCAGCGCACGAGCGAAUCCCCAUAAGGCCGCCCGACUUGGUCCAAAGUUCCGUCCAGCCCGAGAAGCUACCCUCCAGAAACAAAGCCUUAAACACCCCAAGCAAGGAGCAGAAAAUUCAAGACCCUCCUCACGAAGUCGACCGUAAAAACACCAGCAAUGAUUACCUCCCGGUUCUCCACACCUCUAGCAUCUCCCGAAUUCUCUCCGGAAGCAACGGCAGAAAACAGGAGAACAUCCCGGACAUUUUGCUCCGUUCAAUGUCUACAAAAUCUCCAGAAAUAAACCUCCCCGCCGCGCCAACGACUCAAAGAUCCACAACUUCUUCAACGACCAUAAAAACCACCACCGGGUCAAUUAGAGCCGUAAGUUACCCGACAAUCUUCAACCUACCCAACACCCGCCAGCAGGAAGACAAAACCUCCGACCAGGAUUCAAAACCAGAUCAAAUAGAGAUCUCAGGCGUCGAAAGACUUCCGUUCCCCCAACCACAGCCUCCAGCUCCAUCAAAAGUCCCCAUAGAAGACCACAACGUCCCCCAAGUGGACACACAUCCUCUAGAAUCAACUUGGAAGAUAGUCUGGUCGCUUCAUGUAUACGUAGCCGCUAUAAUGUUCACCCUAAUGGCUCUGUACUCAAUCUACAAGAUCUUCCGCUUCAACGAAGCUACAAAUCUACUCACUCAAUCCUAUUUCUUGACCGUUCACUUGCUUCUAACAACAGUCUGCACUUUAAGGUGCUUCCACCUGUUCUACGACGCGUACAACCUGGACAGAUCCUUUUCAGAGCCGCUGUCGCAAGUGCUAAUGUACCUUCCAGCUCCGCUUCUAUCAACAGGAUUCGGAACUCUGGUAGUUUAUUUAGCUAAAUGUUCAGAAGCGCCGUCGCUGAACAACAAAUUUUUAUCACCAAUGGCUCUAGCGCUCUUUUCAACAGUCCACAUUGUUUUGUGCAUUUCUCUUCAAGUUUCAUCACACGUGGUGGGUUAUGAAGGCGGGAUGAAGAUUUUCCCGCUGAUUUGUCAGUGUAUUUACAUUGUUGUCUGUGUAACUUUGGGAUUGUGCUACAUGUACGUCUACCGGGUGGUUAAAUCGCAGAUUAAUUUGACGAAUAACAAAUCCGUCGGGCCGCAUGUUUCUGGAGAUCCAGCGAUUGUGGUGUUGGGUACUGCGAUAACAACGACAAUUGCAACUGCGUUGUUGUUUAUUUUGAUGGGAUUUGUUCAACUUUAUGGAAUUUUUGGCGUUAGAGAACGCGAGCCGCCUUUUCCGUGGCUGUGGUGGGGUUGGGAGUUUUCAGUGCGGCUUCUUGAAUUGUCUAUUUGCGGAUUGCUCGCCUGGGUUGCGAGUUUAUCCCAGUAUCCUUUAAGAGAGAAGCAAUUGCAGCAGCACUCUGCGCAUUCUGGAUUUGCGCUUUUUCCUUGCGGAAGUUCGACUUCUACGGAGAACAUGGACGACGCGCUUUAUCCAGCAAUCUGCAGCACCAACCAAGCGAUCCAGAACUACACGAUGAGAACUGGAAAACAGGUAUACGAUGAUAGUUUCCCUCUGAAUACUCUCCCUGAGCACUUGAAUAUUUCCGGCACAUUUGAGAGACAUUCUAUAAGGAAGUCCGGCACUAUGGGCCACUUUCCGCACGAGAGAAGCUCUCUGAACCGGCAUGGAAAUGGAACUCAGACUUUGAGGAGUUCAGAGACUAGGAGGCACACUCCUGUUCAGGGACAGACCCUAGGUCAGGGAUCCUUGGCUGAUCAGCCGCCCGCUUCGGGGUCCACUAUGCUCGUCGCGGAAGACGGGUUUGUUAGGUUUCGCAGUCUCGGGGCGGAGGAAGAGGACCUCUCGGACUCGCAGAGUAUUGUUGGGACUCAUGGGCGCGGGGGGAGCUCUCUUGCUGGAAGUGUCAGGUAUAGUGCCAGGCAUACUCCAGCGCACCAGCAUUCACAUCAGCACCCGCACCAAUAUCCUCACCAACACUCGUUACAGCACACGCAUUCCAAUCAAGCCCAUCACCCGGUACACCACCAGAGCCAUCAUCAGCUCUACAAUAAUACGUAGAAACUGUGUCGAGUGGCUCGCGUCGAAUGGCGUUCUCCAAAGCCGCUCGUUAACAAAUUGUUUCCUGCAACAACGAGGCACGUCAUUGUAAGAGCCGACGAUACAUCAGUGAGGACUUGUCCAUUAUCAAGCCGAAGUUCGGCACUUAGGGAAAUAAUUUAAUAACUGUAAGAUAUGCCCCAUGUAUAAACACCAGCCUUAGAUAUUUAACUCAUUCCCUGCAAUGUCCCUGCGCCAAAAAAAAAACAAAUUUAAAAAUUUGUAGACUUUGUCAAGGUAAGCAAGAGAAUUGACAAAGAUGACCGUAUAGCGCAACUUUGCCUAGACUUUAUUAUUAUUAUUAUUACAUAAAUAAAUAUAUAAAAUUUAUAAGAGUGACGUAUAAAAGCUUCGAAUUUGAAUUACACUCUUGGCAUUCGGUACUUAAUUUAAAAAGAAUAAUUUUUGUGAUUGAUGUAUUAAAAUAAAACUUAUAGUACUCAUCGAUUAAUGUGUGACAAUGUUGAGAUAGCUUCAGUUGUAAGAUGUGCGUAAUUUAACAAAAAAUAAUAAUUAUUGUAACUCAUUACUUAUAAACGAAUUUUGAAACUCUCGCAAAAGAAGAAAUAAUACUAUCGGCUUCACCCCAGCCAAUAUUUUUAAAAAUAUUUACUCAUGCAUUGUAAUACAUACACAAUUUUUAAAUGCUUGAAAAUAAUAUUAACUAUUAUAAUAAAUAAUAAUAAUAAUAUUGAUAGUAAAUAAUACUAAUAAUAAAUAUUAAUAGUACCAAUAAUAAAUAAUAAAAGUCAUGGGAAUCACAGCGCAUCUUUCAUCUGAACCGUAUCUAUUUAUUUAUGAAUGUAUUUCACUUUCGAAGUUAUUGCUAUACGAAAUAUUAAAAAGAACAUUGUAAUAUUUAUUUUAUUUUUAAGCAAAAAAAAAUGUUUUAAGAUAAAGAAAAGUAUUUGAAAAUACUUAAAAAUAAUAUUUUAGGUAUCAGGUGUCUUGAUCUUCCGACAAAAUAUCCUCGACAAAAUAUCCCAAAAAAAAAAUAUCCUAAAAAAAAAUAUCCGAAAAAAAAUAUCCUUGACAAAAUAUCC
Cotesia glomerata is the source of this 5017-nucleotide messenger RNA. RefSeq lists its product as uncharacterized. The coding region runs from base 1401 to 3935 and encodes 844 amino acids. The transcript has 6 exons. Lineage: Eukaryota; Metazoa; Arthropoda; Insecta; Hymenoptera; Braconidae. The record is from RefSeq and is a predicted model, not a curated record.